Heterostelium album PN500 is the source of this 1953-nucleotide messenger RNA. RefSeq lists its product as uncharacterized. The record is from RefSeq and is a predicted model, not a curated record. Gene Ontology annotation, molecular function: zinc ion binding; protein binding. Lineage: Eukaryota; Evosea; Eumycetozoa; Acytosteliales; Acytosteliaceae. The coding region runs from base 1 to 1953 and encodes 650 amino acids. The transcript has a single exon.
AUGGACAGUAAUAAUAUUAAUAGUAGUAGCAGUAAUAGUGACAGCAAUGUCAGUUUUUAUGGUUCGGGUGUAGGAAGUAAUAUUGUUAAUGAGAAAUCACAUUGUCAAACACAUCGUAGAGACUUUGAGUAUAUAUGCUAUCAGUGCAAUAGGUUACUUUGUUCAAAGUGUUAUCACAAUCACAAUAAAGAGAAUAUAGAUCAUAAUAAAUAUUGUCAGGAUAUCGAUGAUAUCAAACAAGGUUUAAAGUCUACACUUUUUGAGAUUGAACAAUCUCAACCACAAACUGAUCAAGUAUAUCAAGACAACAACAACAACAACAAUAACAAUAAUACUAGUUAUAAUAAUAAUAAUAAUAAUGGUGAUGAAUGCUGUUAUAUCAAAUCAAGAUUAUCGAUGUUGUGGAAUACUCUGAAAGCUGCCACCUUACAAUGCCAAACAUUAGAGUCAAACCAAAAUGAAAUAUCACAACACUUUCAACAGUUACACGAGUAUCUCGUCGUAGAAGAACAUCGAUUAAAGAAACCAAUGGUCAACGAUAUCGAUUCUCUUAAACAAACACUAACCAAUAACAUUAAGGAACUAAAAGAAUUAGUAAAUAUCAUUCAGAUAAAUAACAAUGAUAGUAAUAAAAAUAGCAUUAACAGCAAUAAUAGUAGUAGUAGCAAUAGUAAUGAUAAUGAUAAUAAUAAUGUAGAUGGUAUAACAGAUGAGUAUAAUAUUACGAAUAUAAUGAAUUCAAUUACAGUAAAUUCAACAUCAUUACAAUCUUUUAUUCAAUCAAAUAAUAAUACACUUUUUCAAAGAAUAACAAAUAUUAAUGAUCUACUUGUUGAUCAUUACAAUAAUAACUAUGACUCAAUGUUAUUGGAUUUAAUAUUUAAAUAUAAUGAUCGAUUCAAAUUCACUUCUAUGCCAACAAACUCGACAACAACCACAACGACAACAUCACAAAAUCAACAAUAUGAUCAAUAUAAAGUAACGAUAAAUGAUAUCGAUCUAAAUAAUAGAUAUAAUAACUUUUUAAAGCAAACGAUUAAAGUUGUAAUAUUGCCAGGAGUAUCGAAAGACUCAACAGAGGCGACGUCGCGCCCAAAACAACCAUUCCUAUUGCUCUCUCAUUACGAUGAUGACAAUGGUGGUUUGGCAUUGAUGGACUUUGUCAAUAAGGAGAAUCCAGAAGCACACGUCCAGUUAAAAUAUGGAUUCCUCGGUACGUUCAAUUCUAUGGUUACGGUAGGUGAACACGUCUAUGUGUUUGGUGGUUUCGCUCAACGAAAGAUGUAUUGCCGUUUCUCUACAAGAACCAAUUCCAUUGAACACACCGGUGAAAUGGUGGGUGUCGAAGGUGGCUUUUUCAUCUCGGCCUGCUACGAUGGACAAGACCAUAUCUAUUUGCUCGGUGGAAAGCUCGACUCUAUCAGUUACCUCGAUAGAAUCGAUCGUUUCAAUAUCCGUACUUCCAGGUUUGAACGUUAUCACCAACUUGGACAAGUUGGUACUCGAACCUACUCUUUCCAUUACAAAGGUUUGAUCUACUCGGUACUCUGGAAUCAAAAGAACGCUCACAUAUCGAUAUUCAAUCCCGCCAACAAAACGAACGAUCAAUACCAAUCGAACCAUUUAUUCUCAAGAAUUAGAGCUGCCUGUUCCGAUCAAAAUGGAAAUCUCUAUAUGAUCCCAAGAGAUGAACACCGAUUCAUCCGAUUCAAUGUAGAAACCAAACAAAUCGAUAAUCUAGCAUUGUCGCCUUUCAAAACACGACACUUCCUUUCCGCUGUAUAUUAUAAAUCAGCGGUAGAUGGUGCCGAUGCCAUCUACUUUUUAGGUGGCAGCAAAUAUAAGAACCACAAAUAUUCAAUUGAAGACAACAGAUGGUAUACAUUCUUAUCCAAUGAUCCACUUGAAAGAUAUGAUUGUGGAUCAGUCUUAUUUGAAUAUCAAUAUGUUUAA